AGCAAUUUCCCUUUCAUCUAUAGAGACGAUCGAGGAACAGACUGCUUGGACAAACUGAAAAUUCAGAAAAUGGAUUUGGAGCAUGUAAAGAGAUUCGUGGAGAAAGAAGGAGGCAAUUAUGAAUCAACAGUUGAUUCAAUGCCCCCAAAUUUCAUAGAGCCAAUGGUUAUGCAAGGUCUCAAAAUCCACCACAUUGAACCCGGCCGUAUUCUUUGCUCUCUCAAUGUCCCAGAUCGCCUUCUGAAUUCUGGGAAUUCAUUGCAUGGUGGGGCCACGGCGGCGUUGGUCGACAUUGUUGGAUCGGCUGUAAUAUUCACUAUGGGUGCUCCGACCACCGGAGUAUCGGUCGAGAUCAAUGUUUCCUAUUUGGAUGCUGCUUAUGCUGGUGAGGAAAUUGAGAUAGAAUCAAAAGCAUUACGUGUUGGAAAGGCUUUCGCAGUUGUAAGCGUCGAGUUUAGAAAGAAAGAGACGGGGAAAAUUAUUGCUCAGGGGCGUCAUACAAAAUACCUGGCUGUAUCCAAAAGACAAACUAUCGAGGAAAGAUUAUUGUUAGAGGAUGCGAAGAAAGAUACAUAAGCGGUAAGCCUCUGUAUGGAACAAUGAACCUUUACAUAAACAAAUUAGACGAAAUAAAAAUGAAAGUUAGAAUGGAAUUCAAUUAGUUUUGUUGGCUGUAUUCUUCACUUUCAGUAACUUGUAAUCCUAAGGCUUCUCCCAUGUUUAUAGUUUUCCU
Molecule: messenger RNA, 733 nt
Organism: Olea europaea var. sylvestris
Lineage: Eukaryota; Viridiplantae; Streptophyta; Magnoliopsida; Lamiales; Oleaceae
Product: acyl-coenzyme A thioesterase 13
Exons: 5
Coding region: 70-576 (168 amino acids)
Molecular function (GO): fatty acyl-CoA hydrolase activity
Source: RefSeq, a predicted model, not a curated record